This is a messenger RNA of Anolis carolinensis (green anole), 1971 nucleotides long. It is a transcript of the gene htra2, whose product is annotated as HtrA serine peptidase 2. Lineage: Eukaryota; Metazoa; Chordata; Lepidosauria; Squamata; Anolidae. The record is from RefSeq and is a predicted model, not a curated record. Gene Ontology annotation, biological process: positive regulation of apoptotic process; programmed cell death; proteolysis. The transcript is spliced from 8 exons. The coding region runs from base 154 to 1365 and encodes 403 amino acids. Gene Ontology annotation, molecular function: protein binding; serine-type endopeptidase activity. Gene Ontology annotation, cellular component: mitochondrion.
CCGCGUAGCACAACUCUGCAUCCUGAUUGGUUCGCCGCUCGGAAAAAGUGACAGAAGCACGCCUCGGCCUACACUUCCGGUGGCGCCGCGGCCUACACUUCCGGCGCUACUCCCAGACCUUCUCUUGCUGAUUUUGCCCGGCGGGUGGGGAGGAUGUGGCCGGCGGGGCUGCGGAGGGGCUUGUGGCUGGCGUUGGGAAAGAGGGCGGUCUUCUCAGGCGGAGGAAGGCCUUCUUUUCCUCCUUCCCCGCCUCCUCCGCCUCCUCCUCGGUGGCGUUGGGCAGCAAUGGGAGCGUGCGGAGCGGGAGCCGGGCUGCUGCUGCUACUCUUCUUCCCUCGCAAACGGCGGAGGCCCGAGGAAGGCCUUGUCCCUGCGCUCUUAGCCGCCGUGCCUUCCCCGCCGCCUUCCCCGCGCAGCACUUACAACUUCAUCGCCGAUGUCGUGGAGCGGACCGCGCCGGCCCUCGUCUACAUCGAGAUCCUGGGCAGGCAUCCCUUCUCCGGGCGCGAGGUACCCAUCUCCAACGGCUCAGGCUUCGUGGUCUCUUCAGACGGGCUGAUUGUGACCAAUGCGCACGUAGUGGCCAACCGGAGGCGGGUGCGGGUGCGCCUGGCCAGCGGGGAGCUCUAUGAUGCGACGGUGCGACUGGUGGACCAGGUGGCCGACAUCGCUACCCUCAAGAUCUCCCCUAAGAAACCCCUGCCCACGCUCCGCCUGGGCCGCUCCUCGGAGGUGCGCCAGGGGGAGUUUGUGGUGGCCAUGGGCAGCCCCUUCGCCCUCCAGAACACCAUCACCUCCGGCAUCGUCAGCUCGGCCCAGCGGGGGGGCCGGGAGCUGGGUCUCUCCUCCUCGGACAUAGAGUACAUCCAGACUGAUGCUGCUAUCGAUUUUGGGAACUCUGGAGGUCCCCUUGUCAAUCUGGACGGAGAGGUGAUUGGGGUGAACACCAUGAAGGUGACGCCCGGGAUUUCCUUUGCCAUCCCCUCGGACCGUCUCCGGGCCUUUCUAGAGAAGGAGGAGAAGAGCAAAGACUCCUGGUUUGGUGGCAAGAAGGAGGGGAAGAGGCGCUACAUUGGCGUGAUGAUGCUGACCCUGACCUCCAGCAUCUUGUCAGAGCUGAAGAUGAGAGACCCUUCCUUCCCGGACAUCUCCUAUGGAGUCCUGAUCCACAAGGUUAUCAUUGGUUCUCCAGCACACCAGGCGGGACUCAAGGCAGGCGACGUGGUGGUGGAGAUCAAUGGCCGGGCCUCCCGCCGGGCAGAGGAUGUCUAUGAGGCCGUGCGGACCCAGGACCACCUGACCCUGCUGGUCCACCGGGGCUACGAGGCCUUGCUCCUGACCAUCACCCCCGAAGUCACCGAGUGAAGCAGGAACGAGGCAGAAAGGUCCCUUUAUUUUCAUAAUGGAUGCCUUGUUCAAGGGAGCAUUAAGUAAGAGUUGCUCUCUCAAAGGUGGGGCUGUGCAAGUUGACCCCCACAUUCCUCAAAGCGGACAUGGUUUCUCACGGUUAAAAGGCUGUGUGACAGUAGCUGUGCUCUCCCCACUCUCAGACUUGUAGGGACAGUGUGUUCCAGGCCCACUGCAUUGACAAUGAGAGCACAAGGGGGGGACAUGUGUAUGGGGGAACCUAUUUUGAGUGCGUUGAGGGCGGCUUUUUGUGGCCCCUGAACGUCGUAGGUUGAGCUGGUUCAGAAAUGCGUAUCUUAUGUGCAUCACAUCUCUUCCUAAAGGACUUUGUGUGAAAUCAGAAGAUAAUGUAGUGGCAAUGCCUUGUGCUGGUUGGGGAUAGUGGGAGUUGUAGUCCAAUACAGAAAGAGGGAGCUGGACUGGGGAGGCUGCCAUAAGGACCAGCACCUUGAGCUUUGUCUUCUUUUUUUUUUUUUACAGUAGCUACUGAAAAUUAUGUGUGGGGAGUUGUGGGCCUUGACCCAUUCUCCUAAGGUUUUGACAAAAUAAAUCUUGGGAUGCGCA